Abrus precatorius (Indian licorice) is the source of this 2700-nucleotide messenger RNA. RefSeq names its product RNA-binding KH domain-containing protein RCF3-like. Lineage: Eukaryota; Viridiplantae; Streptophyta; Magnoliopsida; Fabales; Fabaceae. Bases 274 to 1917 code for a protein of 547 amino acids. The transcript has 7 exons. The record is from RefSeq and is a predicted model, not a curated record. Gene Ontology annotation, cellular component: nucleus; cytoplasm. Gene Ontology annotation, molecular function: mRNA binding. Gene Ontology annotation, biological process: regulation of gene expression.
UAGUAUGAUACUCUCAGGAAAAAAAGAAAAAUGAAAAAGUAGAAAUGAAAGUAAAUAUUGAAGGCGGUGGAGGGAAAAUUAUUAAUAAUAUAAUACAAUAAUAAUUAAAGCUGUUGAAGGCGGCGAAGAAUCCAUAGAGGUUGAAACCAUUCCACAACCCUAGCGGCUAGCUCGCUCGGUCAAUUCAUUCUUCUCUUUCUCUUCUGUUGAGUCACUCCGUGAUAACCAUAAGGCAGAGCAUAGCGUAGCAUAGCACAGUUUUCAGUUUCUGUGAUGGCUGGUCAACGAAGUUCUUACGGUAAACGCUCCCACUCCCAAUCGGAUUCCGACGCCGGCAACAAAAACAAACGCCGCAACCCUGCCGCCGAUGAUUCCUUCCUCAUCAACGCCGAUGACACCGUCUACCGCUACCUCUGCCCCAUCCGCAAGAUCGGAAGUGUCAUCGGCCGCGGCGGCGACAUCGUGAAGCAGCUUCGCGCUGACACAAGAGCCAAGAUCCGCAUCGGCGACUCGCUACCUGGAUGUGACGACCGAGUCGUCACCAUCUACAGUUCCUCCGACGAGACCAACCGCUUCGAUGACACAGCAGAUCUCGUCUCGCCCGCACAGGACGCGUUGUUUAGAGUUCACCAGAGAGUAAUCGCCGAAGACACGCGCAGCGACGAUGACAACGAUGAAGAAAACGAGGAAAGGAACCACGUCACUGCGAGGCUUCUCGUGCCGUCCGAUCAGAUUGGGUGCGUGAUCGGAAAAGGUGGCCAGAUUGUUCAGAGCAUCCGAAACGAAACCGGUGCGCAAAUUCGGAUCCUUAAGGAUGAUCGCUUGCCUCCUUGCGCCUUAAUCUCCGAUGAACUUGUUCAGAUUUCUGGUGAGGCUGCAGUUGUGAAGAAAGCUUUGUUUCAAAUUGCAUCAAGGCUUCAUGAUAAUCCGUCACGGUCUCAGCAUUUGCUUGCUUCUGCGGUUUCUGGUGUAUAUGCUGGUGGUGUAGCUCCUGCUGCUGGUGCUCCGAUUGUGGGAGUGGCUCCUUUUGUGGGUGCUUAUGGAGGGUAUAAAGGUGAUGCUGGUGACUGGUCACGGUCUCUGUAUUCUGCUCCGAGGGAUGAAGCAUCUUUGAAGGAGUUUUCAGCUCGGUUUGUUUGUCCAACUGGGAACAUUGGUGGUGUGAUAGGUAAGGGUGGUGCUAUAAUAAAUCAAAUUAGGCAGGAUUCUGGGGCAACCAUCAAAGUUGAUAGUUCAGCAACAGAAGGAGAUGACUGUUUAAUUAUCAUUUCAACAAAAGAGUUCUUUGAGGAUACUUUCUCUCCAACUAUAGAAGCUGCUGUGCGAUUGCAACCCCGGUGCAGUGAGAAACUUGAAAGAGAUUCGGGAAUAGUCUCUUUCACUACCCGUCUUCUGGUGCCAACCUCACGAAUUGGUUGCCUUAUUGGUAAAGGAGGGACAAUUAUAACUGAAAUGAGGAGGCUUACAAAAGCUAAUAUUCGCAUCCUGUCAAAGGAAAAUCUUCCUAAAAUUGCAUCUGGAGAUGAUGAAAUGGUGCAGAUUUCGGGGGACCUUGAUGUUGCCAAGGAUGCUCUUGUGCAAGUACUUACCCGGUUGAGAGCAAAUCUUUUUGAUAAGGAGCGUGCCGUCUCAUCAUUCCUUCCAGUACUGCCAUAUCUUCCUGCUUCAGUGGACGGAUCAGAUGGUAUGAACUAUGACAGUAGAGAUGGUAAACGACAUGGACGUGGUGGUGGACAUUCAUAUUCAGGUGGGUAUGGAGGCUCAAGUGAUUUGGCAUCUGGUGACGGUUAUGGAAGCUAUGGAAGUUCACAGCUUGGUAGCAGUGGUGCUUACGGAAGUUAUUCUUUGGGACGGAGUAGUGCUUCUGGGUCGUCUACUCAGAAUGGUGUUUCUCGUAGGAGAAACCAUGCUUACUAAAACUUGAUGGGUCCCUGCAGCUGAGUUCUGUGAAGCCUGCAGCCUACUGCCUAAACCGGAAGACCAGAUGAACCAGGGUUUGACAAACUCAUGGCCCACCUUGAUGCUUCUACCUAGAGCACCAAACAUGUGGAGACUAUUGAAAUUGGCCAUGUCCACUUUACCUUAUUUCCCAAGCUUGAUAACUAAUGCUCCCACAAGAACCUAUAAAGCCGGCUUGCCUUUUCGGCUGCUUUUUGAUUCCUGUUCAGUUGUCUUAAGAUUUAAAACACCAUGUAGCAUGAUCCUUUGGCAGUUGUACCUAUAUUUUUAUUUGGGUUUUGUUUUCCUGAUAGUUCAUUGUUACUUGCAAGUAUGGACUUCUGUAGUUAUUUGAAUUUAAAUGAUGUUGGUUCUGAUAAGUUGACCUAUUAGUCUUUAUACAUCAAAAUUUGGUAGAGCUUUUGUGUCAUAUUGCAGGUGUCAAUAUCUUCCUAUAUCAUAAGCAAGGGUAAGCUGCAUUGUUUGACUGUGAAAUUCAUAUCUAUGGAUGUAGUUUUGAGUACUUCAGAUGUGAUGAAUUAAAGGUAUAGAAUCUGUCAUACAUGCAGUUGAUUAUGCUAUUGAAGCUCAUAGUCGAACAAUUUCUUGGCUAAGGUAAUGCAUUUGGAGGCAUUUAAAAUCUUUGGUGAUUCAAAAAUUGAUAAUAUCCUAUUUCUUGCCCCUUUUUUGUGUUGCUCGAAUAGUGCAUGCUUGGUCUUUUCUGUUUUUAAAACUCUAGACCCAGUGCAUGGGAGCUUAAUU